Marmota monax (woodchuck) is the source of this 4418-nucleotide messenger RNA. RefSeq names its product SH2 domain containing 4A (gene Sh2d4a). Gene Ontology annotation, molecular function: phosphatase binding. The coding region runs from base 369 to 1718 and encodes 449 amino acids. Gene Ontology annotation, cellular component: cytoplasm. The record is from RefSeq and is a predicted model, not a curated record. The transcript is spliced from 10 exons. NCBI's taxonomy places the organism in Eukaryota, Metazoa, Chordata, Mammalia, Rodentia, Sciuridae.
AAGGGCGGGCCGGGCCAGGGGCUGGACGCCGUUCGCCCUCUCAGCCUGAGUGUUUGUGCAGCCAGCUGCAGGGCUCGCCGAGCCUCGGCCUUCUCUCCUCUUUUCCGACAGCUUCUGGUGGCCCACCUGGACGUGGCGGUGCUCGGGUCACUCUGCCCAGGCGAGCCCAGGGCCCUAAACAGGUUUUUGCUAACAGCUGCGAGGAGACAAUUUGCUGAAUUCCUGUCCCACUCAGUGGGGAUUUCUGGACCUUGUGCAUUUCUGAGAGGGUCUGUGGACACCUCUAGGUGCCAGCCUGGUGGAGGUACACCUGUAAGCCAUCUGCAGGAACUCUUGCCACAGGUGUAAAAGACUCCCGCACUGCAAAGAUGCUGAGACAGAUACUGUCAGAGAUGUACAUAGAUCCUGACCUCCUGGCUGAGCUCAGCGAAGAGCAGAAACAGAUCCUGUUCUUCAAGAUGAGGGAGGAACAGAUCCGACGAUGGAAAGAAAGAGAAGCAGCCAUGGAAAGAAAGGAGUCCUUGCCAGUGAAAUCCAGACCAAAGAAAGAGAAUGGCAAAUCUGUCCACUGGAAACUGGGAGCGGACAAGGAAGUGUGGGUCUGGGUGAUGGGCGAACACCAUCUGGAUAAGCCCUACGAUGUGCUCUGCAGUGAGAUCACUGCUGAGAGGGAGCGGCUGAGAACCGAGCAGGAAGCUGAGGAGCUCAGAAAAACUCAGUCUGAAGAAUUCACCAAUAACUUGAAAACAAAAUCACAGUGCUCUGAUCCGCAAACACCAAAUAACUGGAAAACACAGAAUGCCUGCAAGAAAGUGGCAGAAGAGGAAGAAGUGAGGCAAGAAUCCAGAUCAGCACGCAUCCUGGAAGAAAAGAAAACCCAGUCAUCCUGCAGUUCAUCAAGAAAUAUUCAACAAAUGUUGGCAGAUUCUAUCAAUCGUAUGAAGGCAUAUGGAUUCUACCAGAAGAAAGAAUUGGUAAAGGAAAAACAAGACGAAGAAAUAAAACAAGUGGAGGAAGACAAAACCAAGCAGAUUUAUAAGAACUGGAAAGAAGAUUCCGAGUGGCAGGCCUCCCUGAGAAAAUCCAAAGCAGCUGAUGAGAAGAGACGCUCCUUGGCUAAACAGGCGCGGGAAGACUACAAGAGGUUAUCCCUGGCAGCCCAGAGAGGAAGAAGCGGUGAGGGACUGAGUGUUCCUCAGAAACCCAGAAGGCCUCCCCUUCCACCCAAGCCUCAGUUCCUACCCCCAGCGGGACACCCCCCAAAGCCUCUUGGCAAUCAGGGCGUGACCAGGACGGCCUCCAGCUCGGCCCAGGAGGACAUCAUCCGGUGGUUCAAGGAGGAGCAGCUGCCCUGCCGAGCAGGCUACCAGAAAACCUCAGACAGCAUCGCCCCCUGGUUCCAUGGAAUUCUCACACUAAAGAAAGCCAACGAACUCCUGAGCACAGGCCUGCCCGGCACUUUUCUGAUCCGAGUGAGCGAGAAGAUGAAGGGCUAUGCCUUGUCCUACCUGUCGGAGGAGGGCUGCAAACACUUCCUGAUAGAUGCCUCUGCCGACUCCUACAGCUUCCUGGGUGUGGACCAGCUGCAGCAUGCCACCCUGGCAGAUUUGGUGGAAUAUCACAAGGAGGAGCCCAUAACUUCCCUGGGGAAAGAACUGCUGCUCUACCCUUGUGGGCAGCAGGAACAGCCACCUGACUACCUGGAGCUCUUUGAGUGACACUGUCCAUCUAGGUUAUCCUACAGUCUCUGACUGGGCUUUCCUGAACAGACACACUGAAACAGACAUUUGUGUGUGAAGCCAACCCCGCAGCAGAGCCAAUACCGAUCAAUGGAACAUGUCCCCAGAGUCCUUGUUGAAAUCUCUCUUCUGCACAAAUGCUGGAGUUUAAUGUCAAGGGAAAAAUAUCUCUGCCUUAUCUGCACUCUAAAAGGAACAGAAGAUGACGUACCAUGAAGGAUAUGAUGUCCACGUCUGUCAGAUGAAGUGAACAAAGAAGAAACUGAAACCUUUUAGGAAUUAAGGUGUACUUCAAAAAACAGUAGCUCCUAUGAACUAUUUUGUGACAUCUACAUUCUCUCUUUGUAUAAUCUCAAAAGAUCUCAGGGUCUUGUUUAAUGAAGUUCCAUCUUAGCUUUGGAAUGCUGGCCAAAAAGUCCUUACUGAUGGCUGAGAAGACAGUCAAAACACAUCUCCUUACCAUGCAUGUUGGAGACUGAAUGUAAGAGACAGAAAAAUAGGAAUUAUGAGUGUAAAUUGAAUAGGAAAAUUUAAAAUGUAGGAUGAGAGACUUAGCAUGUAUAAAAUACAUCUGGACUAUAGGAAAGUGAGCAAAUUUCUGUGAGUUUGUUUCUGUAUUCUGGGGACAAGGGACAGCACUUGCUCUGCCUGCUUUGGCUCCGAGAGUGCACUAGAAAGAAUGAAGCACAGUCACAUCUAAGUUGUCAUCUAUUGAUGGUGCACAGACAAGAACAGAACACGUGAGCUACUUGGAUACUACUUGAGGAUACUACUCCUUCUAGGUUAAAAGAGAAAAAAUUCAAGACGUAAAUUUUUACAGUUGCCACCUUCCAUAAAGGACUCUUUCCUAAUGAACUUGAGUUGGAACAUUUGGCCUUCACACAUAGCUAUAUUGGGGCUUCUGCCAUUUGGUGCAGGGAAGACACAAAAAUUAUUUUGGGUUAUGUUGGUAUAUAUAGCCAGGGGUCUCUAUACUUUCAUUUUUGUCAAGUACACAGUAAAUGCUUUCAUUGCAGGCUGCAAUGCACAUGUCUUUCUUAGAACACAAGUUUUCCACAAUUGUAUCUUUUUUUACAAUUGUAUCUUUAAACAACACUUCUGUUUGAAUUGUGUUGUUCUCUUCCUUAGGAGUAGCUAUAAGUCUUACUUAGAUUUCUCUUCUUUGCCUUCUGUUUUUGUGACUACUCCUCAUUGUUUUUAUCUGUCUCUUCUUUCUGGUGCGUUUUAGGGGAGCUGAUUAUCUGUCCUUUCUACGUGAGAGACUGAUUUUUCUGCAGUGUUAAUUCUGCUGUGUACUGCAUCCAGUGUGGAUGUUAGUACCAGGACUACAUUUCCUGGUUCCUUGCUAUCCUUCCCUCUCUCCCUAUGCAGGGAUCUUUAGACUUUAUACCACUGCCCUAGAUUGAGAACUAUCAAGAGGCUGAAAUGAUCAAAGUAUUCUCAUUUUAAUGUAUGAUAUAACAUUAGAGAGACCCCAGCAGAAUUGGGUUUGGCUCCUGCCUAUACCAUUAACUAACUGUGUGGAAUCUUAAAGCAGAAAAUUUACUAAGUCUGGACUUCAGCUUCUUCAUUUAUAAAAUAGAUGUUACUAAAGCCACUAGGGUUCUGAGAAUUAGAAAAAAAAAUAUGCUAUGUGCCUGGCAGAGAGAAAUUGCUGCAUAAAUGGCAGUUAUUCCCAGUGAAUUGUGGAUUCAACAAAGCCAGCGUCCAUGUGCUCCUGGCCUCCCCUACAUUAGCUCAGUUUAUACCACCAGUGGGCUCUGUAUCCUACCAUUUCCUGGAGUUUCUAGGGUGAUAUUAAAGGGGAGAGGGAAACUUAAAGUGUAAGGGAUGUCCUGAUGAUCUAUAGAAGACCUUAGCUAGUCGAUCUGCAGAGAAUGGCUCAUGCAGUUUGCAUCUGAAGUGGCAGGGAGGUGGGGGUGUUUUCUUUCUUUUUUAAAAAUUUUGUACCAGAGAUUGAACUCAGGGGCACUCGGCCACUGAGCCACCUCCCCAGCCCUCUUUUGUAUUUUAUUUAGAGACAGGGUCUCACUGAGUUGCUUAGUGCCUCACUUUUGCUGAGGCUGGCUUUGAACCUGUGAUCCUCCUGUCUCAGCCUCCCCAGAGGCUGGGAUUACAGGUGUGAGCUGCUGGCCCAGCAGAAGGGUCGUUUUCUAAUGGUUUUUGACAAGGCCCAAGUUAGCAGGGACCAGUGUUCAUCCCCAAAUUGGCCAUUAACAAACUGACUCAGUUGCCCAGGGAUUCCUGAUCACAAACCCCCGAGUGUCUGUCUUCUUUUUGAGCAGGAGGCAUUACUUUGGGACUUAUUCUUCCUGUCUUCCCACAGUUCAGGCAGUACCAGGGCUAAGUCUAGUGACCAGAAAUGGGGCAAGCCCCAUCACCUGUGUCUGUCAGAAACAGCUGCAGCUUUUCUUCAGUUGAAAGGACGUUCCUUUAGGUGGUCUUCCCCCCUCUUGAGUUAAGAUCCCAGUAACGCUCCCCAGCUCUGAGCCUCAAGAACCAGGCAAAAUGGCCAAUGUCUUUUCUUUGGGGGGCUAUCCUCAUCAUGUGGCCACAGGCCACUCCUACGAUUGCUGACAGCCCCACAUGCUAAGGGUGGAGUUUUACACAGUUCUGUUUGAGGCUUGUAACUAGAAGAAAGAAAUAGUUGUUAAAUAAAACUUUCCUUCAGUUUUUGGA